AUGCCACCAAAUAUCCUUAUCACCGCACGACUAACAUUAUUUAGAGGGGGAUCCAUCGUCACAGAAUUCCUGUGUCAGAAACAAGGCUUACUUGGGUCCGCAAGAAUCCAUGCAGCCGUGCGUUCGAAAGAUCAGGCUUUGAGCCUGGCUGAUCACAAUGUCGCCGUGAUACAGAUGGAUCUCCAGGAUGAGAAAGCCGUGGCAAGCUAUAUCAUUUCAAAGGAGAUCGACAUUAUCAUCAACACCGCAACUUCUAUUGACAAAUAUGCCGUGCUGAGCCUUAUAACGGGACUUUCGAAACGUCGUCUAGUCACCGGGAAGGAGACAUACCUUAUCCAUACGUCAGGCUUAUCUGCACUCGAUGAGAUUACAGGCUGGCCGUUUGGUGCUAUCAAAGAUACUGACUCGGUCUACGAUAUGGAGAAACAGACUGCAAACUCAUAUAUUGUCAGACAUGUUGAUACCUUCAUCAUCGAUGAAUUGGAGAAAGCCGGUAUUAACGGGUUCAUCGUCAUGCCACCAACUAUCCACGGUCGUGGGGGCGGUACAUGGAACCAACUUUCGCCUCAACUGCCCGCUCUAAUCAGAGCCAUCAUCGAGCGCAAGAAAGUGUACAAGUUCGCCGAAAACAGGGAUCUCCCCGUCACGCACAUAUCAGAUCUAAUAACGUUCUACACAAAGUUGGUCGAAGCAAUUCUGCAAGGAAAGAAGCUACCAACAGAUAAAGACGCUUAUUUCUUUGUUGUCUCCCAAGCGCUUCCCUGGUGGGAUAUCCUCAGUCGACUAGCAGAAAGACUAUAUGCUCGUGGUCUUGUAACCACGGCAGAGACGGAGGUCUGGCCUAGUGAUGAGGUUCUUUCUGAAGCAGUGGGAGUCCCAGCGAAAUGGGCUUAUAGUAUGUGGAAUGCCGGGACCGAUGUGAUUUGCGUAAACAAAGACAUUGUAGGAUGGCAGCCAGUCUGGUAUAAAGAGAAGUUUUUGGCGAGUCUAGAUGAUGAGAUUGAUGAUUUCUUGGAGUUGGGUUUGCCAAAGAGCAGUCUUCUGUCUAGC
This is a messenger RNA of Penicillium pulvis, 1050 nucleotides long. RefSeq lists its product as uncharacterized. The transcript is spliced from 7 exons. The record is from RefSeq and is a predicted model, not a curated record. The annotation marks the transcript as partial. NCBI's taxonomy places the organism in Eukaryota, Fungi, Ascomycota, Eurotiomycetes, Eurotiales, Aspergillaceae.